This is a messenger RNA of Prorocentrum cordatum, 1056 nucleotides long. The record is from the annotation of a GenBank genome assembly. Lineage: Eukaryota; Dinophyceae; Prorocentrales; Prorocentraceae.
AUGUACGGACGACGAUACGUUCUGUGGCGUGGCCUUCUAGCCAUUGUCUCGGCCAGGGGGCUUUUCUGCCCGCAUUGCAAGUCCGUCGCUUUCAGGCCAGCUACCCCUCGCUUCUGGAGGGGGCGUUGGGGUGAGAGGGGCUGCGCGAAAAGUGGUGUCGCUGUCGCAUUGGAUGCACUGAGGUCUCGCUUAACCCGUCCACACGGUUGUGGAAGUCAAGCUAGCAGCCAGCACGAAGGCGACAGUGCAGGCAGCGCCGCGAAGCAGCCGGAGGCCCUGCCGAAGGUUCACACGGACUCGGCUGAUCAGUUUGGGCCUGCCAGCUUCGAGCCACCCGUGCGCCGCGCGGGAGCGGACCUCUCAAGGCAGGCGCCCGAGGAGAUUGCAGAGGAGGCCGCGCUACUGCUCGCGACCUCCUCUCUCUCCUCGGACCAGCAGCUCAGGUGGCGUGUGCUCUCCGCCGCGGUCCGCGAUGCCACUCCCGCUCCCGGAGAGACCAGCACAGGCCCACCGCCUCCGGAGGUGCUCUGGGCGCUUCGGGCGGCUCGAGAGGAGAGGGACGCGUUCGUGGCCAGCCUCGGCACCGCGCAGAGGGAGGAGGUGGGGCAGCUCCUCCGGCUGGAGAAGCGCGAGCGAAGGCUCCGCUCCGCGGCGAGGCACCAAGCGCAGGGCCCUCCCGACGCGGGGACCGGUCGGGCGCGAGCCGCGCCGGACGCCGCUGCAGCGAGGCGGAAGGAGGUCAUGACCAAGGCCUUCUGGCUUUUCCAACAGGACCGCCGCCGGGAGACCGGGAGCGUCUACGUCGACAGCACGGAUCGUGGAAACGGCUCCGAGCCCUGGGGGGCAGCAGCCCGGUGCUCCGCCAAUACCUCGAGCGGGCGGGCUGGGAGCGCUCGUGGCCCCCGCCAGAGCCGGAGGGGCGGCUGCUGCGCCGGGCGGGGCAGCAGGCAGCCUUGGCGAGAUACGCACGGCCCCCUCCUCGCGCGGACUCGCACAAACAUUCUUGCACACCUUCCCUCCUCGGAAGCGACGAAGCGUCGGCUGGUCAUCAGCUAG